Messenger RNA from Balaenoptera acutorostrata (minke whale), 5406 nucleotides. It is a transcript of the gene PRPF4, whose product is annotated as pre-mRNA processing factor 4. Lineage: Eukaryota; Metazoa; Chordata; Mammalia; Artiodactyla; Balaenopteridae. The record is from RefSeq and is a predicted model, not a curated record. Gene Ontology annotation, molecular function: protein binding; U6 snRNA binding; U4 snRNA binding. Gene Ontology annotation, cellular component: U4/U6 x U5 tri-snRNP complex. Gene Ontology annotation, biological process: mRNA splicing, via spliceosome. Bases 89 to 1660 code for a protein of 523 amino acids. The transcript has 14 exons.
UCGUAAUUCCGUUUUGUUGGGCGCGCGGUGGAUGGUCUGAAACGUAGAGAACGGCUUUCGGUGGGGCUUCGCGGCACCGGAGCCCAGCAUGGCUUCCUCACGAGCCUCCUCCGCGGUACAGGCAACCAAAACUAAGGCAUCUGAUGACUUAGUCGCUCCUGUUGUGAAGAAACCACACAUCUAUUAUGGAAGUUUGGAAGAAAAGGAGAGGGAGCGCCUGGCCAAAGGAGAAUCUGGGAUUUUGGGAAAAGAAGGACUUAAAGCAGGAAUUGAAGCAGGGAACAUUAACAUAACCUCUGGAGAAGUGUUUGAAAUUGAAGAGCACAUCAGUGAGCGACAGGCCGAAGUGUUAGCUGAGUUUGAGAGGAGGAAGCGAGCCCGGCAAAUCAAUGUUUCCACAGAUGACUCAGAGGUCAAGGCUUGCCUUAGGGCCUUGGGGGAACCCAUCACACUUUUUGGAGAGGGUCCUGCUGAAAGAAGAGAAAGGUUAAGAAAUAUCCUUUCAGUGGUCGGUACUGAUGCCUUAAAAAAGACCAAAAAAGAUGAUGAGAAAUCAAAGAAGUCCAAAGAAGAGUAUCAGCAAACCUGGUACCAUGAAGGACCAAACAGCCUGAAGGUUGCUAGACUGUGGAUUGCUAAUUAUUCACUGCCCAGGGCAGUGAAACGCUUGGAGGAGGCCCGUCUUCAUAAAGAGAUUCCUGAGACAACGAGAACCUCCCAGAUGCAAGAGCUGCACAAAUCUCUCCGGUCUUUGAAUAAUUUCUGCAGUCAGAUUGGGGAUGAUCGGCCUAUCUCCUACUGUCACUUUAGUCCCAAUUCCAAAAUGCUGGCCACAGCUUGUUGGAGUGGGCUUUGCAAGCUCUGGUCUGUUCCUGAUUGCAACCUCCUCCAUACUCUUCGAGGCCAUAACACAAACGUGGGAGCAAUUGUAUUCCAUCCAAAAUCCACUGUCUCCUUGGACCAAAAAGAUGUCAAUCUGGCCUCUUGUGCUGCUGAUGGUUCUGUGAAGCUUUGGAGCCUUGACAGUGAUGAGCCAGUGGCAGAUAUUGAAGGCCAUACAGUGCGUGUGGCCCGUGUAAUGUGGCAUCCAUCAGGACGUUUCUUAGGUACCACCUGCUAUGACCGUUCAUGGCGCUUAUGGGAUUUGGAGGCUCAAGAGGAAAUCCUGCAUCAGGAAGGCCACAGCAUGGGUGUGUAUGACAUUGCCUUCCAUCAAGAUGGCUCUUUGGCUGGCACGGGGGGACUGGAUGCAUUUGGUCGAGUUUGGGACCUGCGUACAGGACGUUGCAUCAUGUUCCUAGAAGGUCACCUGAAGGAAAUCUAUGGAAUAAAUUUCUCCCCCAAUGGUUACCACGUUGCAACUGGCAGUGGUGACAACACCUGCAAAGUGUGGGACCUUCGACAGCGGCGUUGUGUCUAUACCAUUCCUGCCCACCAGAACUUAGUGACUGGUGUCAAGUUUGAGCCUAUCCAUGGGAAUUUCUUGCUUACUGGUGCCUAUGAUAACACAGCCAAGAUCUGGACCCACCCAGGCUGGUCGCCACUGAAGACUCUGGCUGGCCACGAAGGCAAAGUGAUGGGCCUAGACAUUUCUUCCAAUGGGCAGCUCAUAGCCACUUGCUCAUAUGACAGGACCUUCAAGCUCUGGAUGGCUGAAUAGGCAGGACCAUGGAAGAAGGAUUCUAGCCUCACUCUCUCUUUAGAGCCAUUUUCAAAGGAAAGGAAUUGAUAUGUUUUGUUCUGUCAUGUAUUUUGCUAAUUACCAUGUAUAGAUCCUCAAAAGAAUUGGAUUUCCAUGUCAGCUCCCACUUCAAGCAGGCAGCCCAGUCCCUGGGUGUUGGUGAACCCCUUUCAUGGUUGAAAUUUUAAUUUUCAUCUUCAAGCCCUGCCAUGAACUUUGUAGACAUUGUUUUUAUUAAUCUUUUGUUUGAAUGCCCUGUUGCUUCCCUCACAGCACUCAGGAUUGUGACUAACUCCAUUUUUAAUUCUUGAAACUUGGCUUUCCAUUACAUGGUACAUGCUUCAGGACUACAUGUGACCCAGACAGCAAGGUGGCUGGACUAUAUUCUGGAAGCCCUCGAGUAGAGAGACACACCUCACCAUGCACUGGCUGAACUGUGCCUGACAGAGCAAGAACCCUGAGAACAGAAGGUGAAGAGGUAGACCACAGCUAUGCUUAGGGUUCUGCAUUAGAGAAUAUUUUACCUCUUCCUGUUGAGUUCACUUGGAAUGCUAACUGCAUUGGGAAGCUCAGAACUGAACAUUUUCCUCGUCAGAAGAUGUCUUCCAUUUUGCUUUCAAGUUUGGCAUCCUUUGUGUUACCCAAAAACUAGGCCAUUGUGUCAAGGUUCAAUGAAAUUUUUAGAAAGCAAACAUGAUGUCUCUAUUGUGCAAGUUCUUUUCUAUUGGUUAUUUAAAGUAUGUACCCUUCAUGUCGAGGUAACUCUGGAAAAAAAUCCCUAAUGGGUAUUCCUAAACAUAAACUUUUUCUUUAUUAUAUACUUGCUACAGAGUAAAAUCCUAUCUAAAAAACUGCCCUUUAAAGAAUUAUCUUGCAUAGUUAAGUAUUUUCUGAAUCCUAGGCAUUGGUCCACGGAGGUCCCUUUUUUUUUACUUUGAGAUACAGCAAAUGAUCUCAAGUAUGGCGUACUCCAAUUCUGUCUCCUUAGUAAGCAUUCUGUUAGUAAUUUUUUUUUAAAAAUGGAGGGCUGUUGCAUUGUGGGCGAGACUACCAGUGAACUGUAUUUGGACUCUAUAAUUCUUACUCAUUGGCCAAGCAGCAGUUACUUUCAGCUCUUUCCACCCCAGGUAUACAACCAGUGAACUCUGGAAAUACACAAAAAAAUUCACACAAAAAUAGAGGAAUUGGCAAGAAGAAAGGAUUGUGUAUAGAGAAUUCAAGAAGGGCUUAUAUGAUGGCUUCUCCUUGAACAUUCAAAACACUUUUCCUUUGCUGUUCCAGGGAGGAUGAGAGUGACUUUUCUGGCUCUGUCGUGCAAACUAGGAAUGUGUGAUAUGUAGCUAAAUAGUCUGUUUAAUCUGAUUUCAGUUAUAACCAAGUAGUUGCAUAUCCUGUGUACCUGUUAAGCUUCUGGAUUAUCAGCUCUAUUCUCUGUUGGGCACUUCACUGUUGUUUAAGUAUUAAUGGGCUCUAUUUCCUCCAUAGUUAGCCAUGAAAAGAAAUUUUCAUUACUACCUUUGUAGUGUGUUUAAUAAUGAAUGUUAGUGUAUUAGCGUGCAGCUUUCAAAUAUAGUGUGUUAAAGGUUUUCAGUUUUUCAAGUUGAAAUCUUACCAUUUGUUCCAUUAAACUUGUCUUUUUUUUUGUGGGGGGUGGGUGGUUCCAAGAGAUCUAGAGGGGUAGCAACUGGGUGAAAAGAUUUCAUCUAAGCCUUUGGCCAGACAAAUGUCUUGCGGGGUAUACACUUCCUUACUGGGAGUAUCAUUGUCCAAAAGCCGUUAGCUGAGGAGCAUAUCCCAAGUGUGUCAUUUCGUGCUAACGGUGAGACAAACGUCACCGCCAUCACUUAACAGGACACUUACCGCUGUCUAGACACCGCCAGGCACAUUCAGACAUCUUGUUUAAUCCUCACAGUCUUACGAGUUAAUUAUUAUUCCCUCUUUUACAAAAAAGCUGAAGUUCAAAGAAGUUAAGUAACUUGUUCCAGGUUACCUAGUUAGUAAAUGGUAGAGUCUGGUCCGUCUGUGACCUUAUAAGAGGUUUCAUAGGGCUUUACUGAAUAUGUUGGCAACACUGGCCAGACCAAAAAAAGAAUCAGUCCAGCCAGCAUGGCCUGUUCCCUGUACAAAGCCUGAACUUUUUAAAUGCUCCACCUUUUUUUUUUUUUUUUAACUUUUCUUAGCAUUUAUUUUUUGCAGCAUUUAUUCCCAGGCCGUAAAUUUUUGUUUCUUCUGGGAUAUCUUUUUCUUCUGUGCAACCUCCUUUUCUGGUUUAGGAACAAUCUGUUCCUUUUCAGUAAGGAUCAUCUCAAUGUGGCAGGGAGAGCUCAUGUAUGGGUUGAACUGACCAUGAGCUCUUUAAAUCCUGCGCUGCAUCUUGGGGGCUUUGUUCACCUGGAUGCGCUCAAUGACCAGAGAAUCUGCAUCUGAGUUCAGCAUUACUCUCUGCAUUUUUGAGAAUGUGCGGUAAAAAUUCAGCACUCUUUGGGCCACUGACCCUGCAUCCAGCCCCACUGUUUGGCCUGGGCACACCUACCAACUCCACCAUUGUAAUGACAGAAUGGCACACAUUGCUUCUGGAAAGUGACAUCCUUCAGAUACUUGGUGGCUUUUCGGGUAUGCAUACCCUUAAUGGCCUGGACGGUUUCACGAAUGUUCUUAAAGUGAACAUGAAGAUUUGAACCUCUUGGUCACCUCAGACCACUUACCAGGAAAGCCCAUUCUACCAUUUAUACUGCCCUUUUGAGGAGUCACUGCAUCUCUUACUCUGACUUCAUGCCAAAGGGAGUUAAUUUUACCACUUCUACCUUGUGAACUUGCAAGGAGCCUAUAGUGUUAUUCAACAGGAAACUAUUUGCGUCUUGGGACAGAUGAUAUUUUGUUGUGUAGAAAUGUCUUCAGCAUUGCAACAUGUCUUAGCAUCCCUGACCUCUGAGGUACUAACAGCCAGAAGCACAACCCACCCCUGCAUUGGGGUACCAAAGAUUCCUAAAUGCUCUCUAGAAGGAUGGCACUGCCCAACGUUAGAACUAUUGAAUGUGAAGACAGAAGAUGCUACAAUGUUAAGUAUAUCCUUCCCUAUCCCAGAAGACUCAAAGCUGUGUCUUGUUUGGUGAAUCAGCCACUCCAACAGUGUAAGUUCUAUUUUGACUGAAAGGCCUCCACCACAUGCUAGCUGGGUGACCUUGAACAAGGUAGCUAAACUUGGGGAGCAUCAGUUUCAUCUGUGAAACGGGUGAAGCCUGCUUAACUCGGAAGCGGUAGUCCCUAGUACAGAGGCAAGUGUUCUUCCCUGAGCUUCCCCGGCUCCUCUCUCUGUUCCUUGUGGCUCUGAGAAUAUGGUGAGAUCAUUGCCUAAUUUACCCAGCACAAGAGUUAAGGAGCAAGGAUGUGUAAAGAAAUGAAGUCAGUGGGGAGACGUCAAGUCCCAGCUUUAGUAUAAUUAUCUUCAGUGGUGCAAAUGGAGAGGUAGAUGCUAGUCCCCUGGCAGGAUAUGUAGGCGGCUUUCCAAUUUCAUAAUGGAGAACUUUUUCUUCACGGUGGAGCUUAAGACUGUUUGGUUUUACUAAACAUGAAGUAUGUAUGUCUUGGCUAUUUUGGAAUAUCUUGUACAUUAAGACCCCUAAGAGUUUAUAGAAGGUGGUUUCAUUAAACUUACAAAAUGUUAUUUAGAGCAAAUAAAACCAAUUUCUGGCCUCUGAAAGCUUAUCCUACAAAUCCCAAAAAAC